This is a messenger RNA of Danaus chrysippus (African queen), 258 nucleotides long. Lineage: Eukaryota; Metazoa; Arthropoda; Insecta; Lepidoptera; Nymphalidae. The record is from the annotation of a GenBank genome assembly.
AUGAACAGUCGAUAUAAACCCCGCGAGUAUUUGAACGAAGCAAAGCACGAGAGAGGCUCAAACACGGGACAGACUCGCCCGCUGCGGCGCCGCGGCUCCGGCCGAGCUGAUGUGUGGACCUCACUCCCUCUGAAGAAGGUCCACUGUCCCUCGGCCGGGCUCGUGAACCAUCCAACGACGUUUCUUCAUAACCCAGUGUUCUCUUGUAGUCGUAAACCUCGGUGGCUGGUUGCCGCGGCGCGGGUCCUUAGUGAGUAA